AUGUCGCCUUCUCUUCUUGUUCUCUGUCUCCUUGCUGGAACAUCCUGGUCUUUCGUCCCAGAUGAUCCAGACUUCCGGAGAAUUCCUUCCAUCGGAUAUCGAAUUGAUGGGUUCUACCUCACUCGAAAUGCCUUUGCCCCUUCUUCGGAUACAGCUCAACAGAUCGUCGAGAAGUUCUUGGCUAGAAUGACUCGAUCAUUGGAAUCCAAAGAUGUCGCAGUUAUUGCCGGAUUAUUCCAGCCUGGAUUCGUGUUCAAAGGAUGCAGAAUAACUGGUGAUAAGAUCCUUGAUACCGGAUCGUCGAUCGAGUUCACUGUUCACGUCAGUGGAUUCCUAUCAGCUUCCACCGAAGUCAAAUUUCUCUUGAACAAGCUCGACCAACAAUUGGAGACAGGAGAUGUUACAAAUUGCUCACGUGGAUUCCUCGGAUUCUCCCAGCCAGAAGACUCGAAUGCAAUAAUUCACCGAUUCUUGAACCACGUGAAGCAAGUAUUUGCUUCUCGGUCACCAGUCCUCAUUGGAAACCUACUCGACGAUGGUUUCGCUUUCAAAACAUGUGGUCCACAUCCAAAAAGUGAAGUCGUCGAACAGAUUAUCUCUUUCUUGUCAUCCGGAGCCUUAAUCGAGUUCCCAUUGAUCGAGUCGAAAUGGAUCGAUCAGGGACAAAUCGAGUACCUUGCUGAAGUAAACGUUUCGAUGAUGGACAGAUUCCAGGCACGUUUCGUCUACUCUCCACAGAGAAAUGUUAUCAUGUCUGGAGGAUUCGAUGGUUGUCCGCUCAAAAGAUUCCGUGUUUUCUACUGA
Messenger RNA from Caenorhabditis briggsae, 804 nucleotides. NCBI's taxonomy places the organism in Eukaryota, Metazoa, Nematoda, Chromadorea, Rhabditida, Rhabditidae. The transcript has 3 exons. The coding region runs from base 1 to 804 and encodes 267 amino acids. The record is from RefSeq and is a predicted model, not a curated record.